AUUGAUUAGUAAGGGAAAGAAACCUCGCCGGAAGGUUCUUGUCAAUUGUUAUUUGUCAGUCCGAAGUUUUCCUGUUGUCGGUUCUUCCCCGGACGUCCACCCACUCGGCUCCUUCAAAUCCGACCGAUCCAUAGAUGUGCCACGGCGUCUAAUCAAAUGGGAAGGUGCAACAUACUCAUAACAGGUACUCCUUGUUCUGGAAAAUCUACGAUUGCCAAGGAUGUUGCAGAGAAAACUGGAUUCACCUGGAUAAACAUAAGUGACAUCGCAAUCCAAGAAAACCUGAUUGAAUCGUAUGAUGAAGCCUAUAGUUGCCCAAUAAUUGAUGAGGAAAAGGUUAUUAAUUUCUUGAGUCAAAAAAUUGAGAAAGGAAAUAAUCUCAUAGAGUACCAUGGGUGCAGCUUUUUCCCUGAUGACUGGUUUUCUGCAGUAUUCGUUCCAAGGACAGAGACGUCCUACUUGUACGAUAGACUUAUAAAUAGGGGUUACUCAGGCAGAAAAUUAAAUGACAACAUGGAAUGUGAAAUCUUUCAAGUCCUUCUGGAGGAGGCACGAGAGACUUUUGAUCCGUCAAUUGUUCACGAAUUGCAGAAUAACACUUUACGAGAUCUGGAGAAAAAUGUCUCGACCAUUGUUUCUGAAAUCAAUAAAUUAAAGUAUCCCUAAAACGGUUUUAUUAAAACACAAUAUGUGUGCUUAUCCUCCCUGUAUUGAUAUAAAUGUAACUCCCAAACUGCCAUGACUCCAGUAUUUCCUGUUGGUUGUUUAAAAAAAUAAUUGAAUGUAUAUAUAAUUUUUUAGGUAUAAGGUUUUAGGUCUAGAAUUAUAUAUGUAUAGAUAGAUAAAAUUGAAAGUAGCUUUUUUUAUGUUUUCUUUUAUUUUGUUAUAUCUUGCUUGUUA
Molecule: messenger RNA, 900 nt
Organism: Cimex lectularius (bed bug)
Lineage: Eukaryota; Metazoa; Arthropoda; Insecta; Hemiptera; Cimicidae
Gene: Ak6
Product: adenylate kinase isoenzyme 6
Exons: 4
Coding region: 157-666 (169 amino acids)
Cellular component (GO): cytoplasm; nucleus
Molecular function (GO): AMP kinase activity; ATP binding; ATP hydrolysis activity
Source: RefSeq, a predicted model, not a curated record